AUGGUGGGUACUCGUAGUAACGAUAACCCGUCUAGUAGCAGUGCCCCACAGUCCGAAGUGGAUCCAAACCAACUUCUGGCGAUGAUUCAGGGACUGGCGACGAACCAGCAGCACUUGGCGGGACAGCUUCAUAGGGAGCCGCAGCCCCAGCCUCCCCCUCGUCCAGAGUCUAGCGUCAGGGAGUUCCGGUAUAUGCGGCCUCCUUCCUUCUCCGGUGCCGAAGGACCUUUAGCAGCAGAGGAGUUUCUCAAGGUCACGGAGACUAUUCUCACGGUGACCCGCAUCCCCCAUGCUGAAUGGGUGGACCUCAUGGAUAUUCAGCUCACCGACACCGCUCGGAUUUGGUGGACUGCAGAGAAGACUCAUUUGGAGAGGCCCAUCUCGUGGGAUACCUUCACAGACCGUUUCAACAGGAAGUACUUCCCUCAGUCAGCUCGGGACGAGCUUUUGCGAAGAUUUGUGGAGCUCAAGCAAGGAGGGCGAACAGUUGAUGAGUAUGAGGCCGAGUUUUCUUCUCUGAGCCGAUACGCUCCACACUUGGUUACAGACCCGACGAUCAGGAGGCAUCAGUUUCAGAAGGGCCUGGAUAAGUAUAUCAGGUUUGCUCUAGCUGGUAGAGCACUUGCGACCCACGACGCCGUGUUGGAUGCAGCACGCGAGAUCGAGAGCGUUCAGAAGGAACCUGAGGACCCGCACAUGAUUCAGAGCAGGACGCCAACGGCUCCAGUCCGGAAUACCGAACGUUCACCUUCGAGGCAGCAGCAGAACCCGCAGAGGCAGCAGUAUUCUCAGCGUCAGCCAUUUCAUCAGGCUCACCCUUAUCAGCAUCCUGGAGUGCAGUCUCAGAGCCAGUCUUCGGUGAGGUGUUCUUAUUGUAGAUACCCUGGGCAUACCGAGCAGGAGUGUCGCAGGCGUCAUCAUCUGUGCUAUGCUUGUGGAUCCUCCGACCAUAUUAGUCGAGACUGUCCACAGCGACAGCAGGCCCGCUUACCCCCACCACCAGUUCGAGCGGCUCUUCCAGCUCCACCUCGAUCAGACUUAGCAGCUCCAGCUCAGCACGGACCUUAUCCUCGAGCAGGGCCUCUUCCUCAACAACAGCAGAUUUAUCAGGAAGCGCGAAGGCAGCAACCACCUCGACGACAGAUGUUCACGAUGUCAGCUGUGGAAGCAGAGGAGAACAACCAAGUUAUCACCGAUUUAGGAGAUGAGCAGCCUCAGUACGGGAUCGUACAGGAGCCAGAAGAUUCUUAGCAGGGGUGUCUUGCAGAAGGAGUAGAAGAUCC
Asparagus officinalis (garden asparagus) is the source of this 1283-nucleotide messenger RNA. RefSeq lists its product as uncharacterized. The record is from RefSeq and is a predicted model, not a curated record. The transcript has 3 exons. The coding region runs from base 1 to 1251 and encodes 416 amino acids. NCBI's taxonomy places the organism in Eukaryota, Viridiplantae, Streptophyta, Magnoliopsida, Asparagales, Asparagaceae. Gene Ontology annotation, molecular function: zinc ion binding; nucleic acid binding.